This is a messenger RNA of Medioppia subpectinata, 777 nucleotides long. NCBI's taxonomy places the organism in Eukaryota, Metazoa, Arthropoda, Arachnida, Sarcoptiformes, Oppiidae. The record is from the annotation of a GenBank genome assembly.
AUGUUCCUCAUUAAUAUCUACGGUGUCUAUAACUAUGAAUUUCCAGUAAACUGCGGUAAAUCGCACGCAAAGGGUGUGCAAAUCGGGGCCACAAUAAUAGGUGGAAGCGAUGCGUUGGUGGGAGAGCACCCGUGGCAGGUCAUCGUGUCGGCCGCCAACGAGACUAACCCCGACGCCAGAGAUUUCUGCGGCGGGACUAUAAUCGACGACCGAUGGAUACUUACGGCUUCUCAUUGCGUUGAACACAUCAAAGAUGUGACCAAUUAUUACAUAAGGCUAGGCGUUCACAACCGCACCGCUCGUGAGCCCACCGAAGUUGAUAUUAAAGUUAACAAGGUAAUUCUAAACCCCGGUUGGGUGGGUCCGCCCAUAUAUAACAAUGAUAUAGCGCUAAUUAAAUUGAACGAUGCCAUCGAUUUUAUUGGUAAACACAAACAUCUAGAGCCCAUCUGUUUGGCCACCAAUACUACCAAAGUUACCGAUAAUUGCAUUACAAUUGGUUUCGGUUACACAAAGACAAAUAACACCGAUAAGGCAAUAAUACUACAGAAAGUGAAUGAACCACUAUUUGAUUCAAAACAAUGCGCGCAAGUAUGGGAUGGUAUCUAUAAUGAGACGACCGAGAUAUGCGCUGGCGGUACACCGACUGGAGGGACCGGGGUCAUUUUUGGUGACUCCGGUGGACCCCUUCUCUGUGAGGCCAGUGAUGGCAAGUGGUAUGAGUUGGGAGUCCUAUCGUUUUGUUCGGCACAUUCGGCCACUCCUAACAUUCCCGAC